Messenger RNA from Arabidopsis arenosa, 782 nucleotides. The record is from the annotation of a GenBank genome assembly. Lineage: Eukaryota; Viridiplantae; Streptophyta; Magnoliopsida; Brassicales; Brassicaceae.
AAAAAACAGAGCAAGAAAAAAAAAAACGUAAGCGAAAUGGGAUUAUUGGCCGCGAUCGGAGUUCUGUUGCCAUUCCCGUUUUACUGGUGGCUAUGGACGAAUCCUCAGUCAUGGGUCAAUCUCUGCGGCCGAGGAAGAGACCCAUCGACGGUAAUGGCGCGUGUAUCUCACGUGCUCAAGGCUGCUCAACUCAUCUCUCUCUUCUCCGUCGCUUCUCUCUCCUGGCCUCCGCUCUACUUCUGGCCUCUCAUGGCCUUUGGCCAGUUUCUCAACUUCAGGGUAUAUCAAUUGUUAGGUGAAGCUGGAACAUAUUACGGUGUUCGAUUCGGGAAGAACAUACCGUGGGUUACAGAGUUCCCAUUCGGAGUCAUCAGAGAUCCACAGUAUGUUGGGAGUAUCAUGUCUCUAUUGGCAUGCCUCUCUUGGGUUCCAUUCCAAUACAUUCUCCUCUGGUCUCUCGGCUAUGUUUUCAUGAUGUUUGUGGAAUCAAAAGAAGAUCCUAGUGCUCGUGCCAAAUCCCUCUCAUGAUUCCUAAGCAUAACCCACUUGUGUUAGAAGAGCAAAACUCCCAGGAACGACAGGUCUUUACUGUUUUCUUUUUGAGUUUGUAUUCUCCUUUGUACCCAAACUGAUUCUACACUUCCUUGAAUAAUGCAGUUACCUUUUCUCGGGUUAUCGGUAGUCUAUAUAAUUGUCGAAGCAAGUAUGAGAUUAUCUUGCCCUUUAUGCCAAAGCCAAUGAUGCUGUAAAGAACCAACUGGAAAUAUAGGACGCAUUUGUAA